Caretta caretta (loggerhead turtle) is the source of this 3758-nucleotide messenger RNA. Its product is annotated as gamma-glutamyl hydrolase. Lineage: Eukaryota; Metazoa; Chordata; Testudines; Cheloniidae. Gene Ontology annotation, cellular component: vacuole. Gene Ontology annotation, biological process: tetrahydrofolylpolyglutamate metabolic process. Gene Ontology annotation, molecular function: gamma-glutamyl-peptidase activity. The record is from RefSeq and is a predicted model, not a curated record.
AGGAAGGGCGGCGGGCCCGGCGCACUUGCAGCGCCGCAGAGCCAGUGCGGAGCCGGGCGGCGGCGCGGGAGCAAUGCUGUGCUAUCCCGGGCCACGCUGCCCGCCGGGCGUCCGUCUCCUCCUGCUGCUCCUCCUCUGCGCCAAUGCUCUGGCCUCCGUGGUGUCGGGGAGCCGCCGCGGGGGCAGCAACGAGAGACCCAUCGUUGGGAUAUUGGCACAGGAGUGUGACUUUACAAGUUUCAGUAGGUUUGGAAGUUCCUACAUUGCUGCUUCAUAUGUGAAGUUCCUAGAAUCUGCUGGUGCACGAGUUGUGCCAAUAAGACUGAAUCGUUCAGAAGAAGAGUAUGAUAAGAUUUUCCAGUCUAUUAAUGGGGUACUUUUCCCAGGAGGUGGUGUUGAUCUUAAGACUUCAGAAUAUUCCAGGAUUGCUAGGAUAUUUUACAACAAGGCACUAAAGGCUAAUGAUAAAGGAGACUAUUUUCCUGUAUGGGGAACAUGUCUGGGAUAUGAAGAGCUUACAUACCUCACCAGCGGGGAGAUUUUACUGACUUGGACUAAUACUGAGGAUUUUGCUCUCCCACUGAACUUUACUACAGCUGCACAAGACAGCAGGAUGUUCAAGAAUUUUCCAGACUUCUUGUUGAAAAAACUUGCCACUGAGUCUUUGACAGCACACUUUCAUCACUGGAGCCUCUCCAUGCAGAAUUUCACACAGAAUGAGAAGCUACGCAAUUUCUAUAAGGUUCUAACAACUAACACCCAUGCAGACGUGGAGUUUAUAUCGACAAUGGAAGCACAUAAAUACCCAAUUUAUGGUGUCCAGUGGCAUCCAGAGAAAAAUCCUUUUGAAUGGAAGAACUCAUCAGGCAUACCACAUUCUGCAUCAGCUAUGAAAGUUGCAUAUUACGUAGCUGACUUCUUAGUGAAUGAAGCCCGGAAGAGCCUGCACCAUUUUCCUAAUAAGGGUGAAGAGACCAAAACAUUGAUUUACAAUUAUACCCCUGUUUUUACUGGUACAUUUUCUCCAUUUGAGCAAGUCUAUUUUUUUGAUUGAACAUCUAUCCCAUAGUACAGGAUAGCUAUCUGUAAAUAACUUUAUUUGUUGCAAGUUUCAUAAUUAAACUCAUGUUGUGCAUUGCAAGUGGCAGAAAGCCAAAAUGCUUAGCUUACUUUACAGUGAUUUAUCCUAUGUUACCUCUGUAGAAUUGGCCCAUGAAUCUGACAGAUUUCAAUUCAAUUACAUUAUAGUGAUCCUGGAUCUCAUUUUAAUACCUGCUACAGAGAAAUACAUUUUACCUCCAGAGACCACAACUAGAUUGCACUUAUAAAUUUGAAGCAAAUCUAGUUUAUUUAAAAAAACUGAGCAAUGCUUUUGGCCAUAUAUUUGAAAGAAAUGAGUUUACUUCUACAAAACGUUGUGGGCUCUGUGAUAACAGCUGAGUAGAUAAAAGAUUUGAUUUAUCAUAAUUUUCUUCUCUUGGUCAGAGUACAAUACAAUUAAAAGAUGAAAUAAUCUUUUGAUCUUGAGCUUGACAGAUAUGUGCUUGUGUAACCAAACUCUUGGCAGAGAAAAUUGUUUGUCCUUUAGAAAGACGACAAAAUAACAGGGAAACAUUAUUGCAAACAGACAUAAAGAAGUGUAUGCAGUACCAUCUGUACCUUGUAGGAUUUACAUAGUGAAGGUGCAGUAUUAUUUAGGCAUUGCAUCAGUUAAAGUAAGUCUGUUUGGAGGGCACAGUUAAAACAUUGAUUCACCUCCUGCUCCCUUAUUCAGUUUAACUUAUUCCUUAAGAAUCUGUUCCAAAGCACACUGAAGUCAGUGGAAAGAUUUUGGAUAGGCCCUGAAUUAGUUUGCUUUUUGAAAGAAUAUGAUGGUUUUUUGAUGUUUUUAAUGAUGAUAUAAUGUAUAAUUUGACUUUUGGUGAAAUCCUGACCCUGUUGAAAUUAAGGGGUGUUUUGCCAUUGACUUUAGUUGGGACAGGAUUUCAUCCCUUUUUAAAAAACAUUUUGAUGUAAUGCUAAUGUGACUUAACAGGGAUACAAGCAGCGAAGACUUUUACUGUUGACACAAUGUAAUGAUUGUAAUUAUUAGGCAGCUGCAUUUACUGUGUUUUUUCCUUUUGCUUUGCCUUGCAACACAUUUACUUGAAGUAGCUCUUCUCAGUUACUGAAAAGUUUGUUCAGUAGUUUUGUGAUGUCAAAAUAGGACGAAGAUGAGGCAAUCCAUUUAAUUUCCCUUUUCUUCCACAGGCCCAAACCUAAUAGCGUUUUAACCUCAGGUCUCCAGAAUUGAAAGUUAGUAACACACAGCAGUUUCAGCACCACAUCUGCAUUACAGGUGCAGAAUUUAUCAGGGCAUUCGAGAGGGUAAAAGACUUCUUACUCGCUAUUCAUGGCCAGAUAAGGGCUAAGCUGUAGCAGGCCUAACAGAAAGAACUGGAAAUGCAUUCAUUAAUGUUCUAUAAAGCAAAAACUUUUAUCUGUAACUACUGUCAAGAAUCCAGCCCAGUACACUCAUAAGCAUGGUGUAUUUUGGUUAUAAAAUUCAGCAUUUGUAUUUCAUUAUUUCUAGGUACUAUUACAGUCAAACUGUGCAAAGCUUAAUUAGUCUAGGACAUUUUAGAUCACUUCUCAGGUUUCACUUCUGUAAGUGCUUGACUACCCCAAUUCAGCACAAUACAAUUUUGUGUUGUAUUAUGUCUCUACUAGUAGCUGAAAGCUCAUGCUGUCAUAAUUUAUAAAGGUGUAAUUUAUAAAGAUGUGGCUGAGAACUUAAAAAUUGGAUGGUAAUGGAGUACUAAUUCCAGUGAUGAUUCAACCUGUUGAUAUUCUAAACAAAAAGUGCUUUCAGCCCUGCUUGUAGCUGUUUCCAUCACUUCACAUUGACUCAACAGACAUUCUAGGCUUCAGAGUGACAUACAGACUGAGUGACAAUCCUGGACUCUUAUAUAGAAUACUAUGAGCCUGAUUCUUCUCUUAUCCCAGUUUUGCACUGGUAUAGUCUUGAUUUCAAUAGCGUGACUCCUGAGUCCUGGCUUACCAGUAUGAGAAAUGACAUUAGCAUAGCUGUGUUUUUAACAGAGUUACUCCUGAUUCUUGACUUACACCAGUCUGAGAAGACAGUCAGGCUCUCGAUCUACAUACAGGCAUAGCGGCUAAACUGCUUACACACUAAUGACCAAAUCCUGCAAUUCUUACUUAAGCAUCCCCAGGAGUUUUGCCAAGUAGGGCUUUUCUACACCUAAAACUUACAUUGACAUAGCUUCAUUGCUCAAGGCUGUGAAAAAUUUCAUGUGCCAUGUGAUCUAUUUAAGUUGACCUUACCUGCACUGUAGAAUUCUUCCAUGGACCUAGCUACCACCUCUUGAGGGGGUUGAUUUACUACAGUGACAGAAAAGCCCCUUCUGUUGCUCUAGUAAGUGUCUAGCCUACAGCGCUGUAGCUGUGCCACUGUAGCGUUUGUAGUGUAAACAUACCCUGAGAGUUUGUCUAUGUAAGAAAUGCAUGAUUUAGCCCUAAUAUAGUGGAGAACAAUCCUGCAAGUGGAAUUUCUGUUAACUUUACUGGUUGUGACCAGGGCCAAAGUGUGCAAAUGCAAAGGGUGGGGGGGGGGUAAUAUGAGUGAGAUCGGCGUAUUUAUUCAUAAGUUUGGAAGUUUAUUUCCUUGCUGUUUUGUUCUGCUUUAUAAAAGAGCACUUCAUUGAACUGAUUGUAUUAAAUGAUUUCUUUUAAUACUUGAAAUAAAGUUUACACAAGCA